Molecule: messenger RNA, 2995 nt
Organism: Durusdinium trenchii
Lineage: Eukaryota; Dinophyceae; Suessiales; Symbiodiniaceae
Source: the annotation of a GenBank genome assembly
AGAGACUUUCCAAGCAGUUGGGGCACACCACGGGUGUGCCCCUCGGCGGCCCUUUAGGGCCCAUUCAGCGGCACGUUUGCACUUGAGGUCCUUGCACCUUCCCGCUGCACCCCAGCGGGCUGAGUGACUACACCUAUGUUUGGUCAGGCCCCCCAAGGAGGCUUUGGAGGCUUCGGCAACACUGGUGGCGGCCUUUUUGGUGCCAACACUGGUGGGGGCAUGUUUGGAGCCAACAGUGGCGGUGGCAUGUUUGGGAACACUGGAGGUGGCCUCUUUGGUGGAGGGCAGAGCAGCCCAUUUGGGAGCACCGGUGGCGGAAUGUUUGGAGCACAGCCCAACUCUGGCGGCAUCUUCGGAGGCCAAGGCGCUCAAGGCGCACAAGGUGGCCUCUUCGGGGGCUUUGGGCAAAGCCAGGCUUCAGGAGGAUUAUUUGGGCAACAGCCAGCACCAGCAGGUGGCUUGUUUGGCCAGAGUUCCGGUGGUGGCCUCUUUGGUGGCCAAGCAAGUUCUGGAGGUCUCUUUGGGCAACCUAUGCAGCCUGCUCAAGGUGGCAUGUUUGGAGGUGGUGGCUUUGGGGGUGCACCUGGAACAACCACCAAAAUGCAGGAUAUUAUUGAUCAGGAAACUAAAUUAAAGUAUGCACACAUUGGCGUCAUGGACUGCUACAAGAACAAGUCCUUUGAGGAGCUACGCAUGGAGGACUACCAAGCCAACCGUUUACAAGCAGGCCAAGGAGCUCAGGCAGCUCCAAGUGCUUCGGGCGGCUUGUUUGGCCAGAGCUCCAGCCCUUUUGGAGCCCAGUCCUCUGGAGGUCUAUUUGGAGGAGGCGGCCUCUUCGGUCAGACCGGUGGGGGCUUGUUUGGUCAGAGUUCAGGAGGUGGUCUUUUUGGCCAGAGCAGCAGCGGAGGUUUGUUCGGAGCAAACACAGGUGGUGGGCUAUUUGGCCAGAACACCGGAGGCGGCAUGUUCGGAGGCAACACUGGCGGUGGCCUUUUCGGCCAAAACACAGGCGGCGGGCUAUUCGGCCAGUCCAGCGGCGGUGGCCUGUUUGGUGCAAACACGGGAGGUAGCAUGUUCGGUCAGAACACAGGUGGAGGGCUCUUUGGCAAUACAGGGGGGGGAGGCCUCUUUGGUGGGCAGAACGCAGGUGGAGGAUUAUUCGGACAGAACUCAGGUGGGGGUUUGUUUGGAGCAAAUGCCGGUGGUGGCCUCUUCGGAGCAAACACAGGUGGGGGCGGCCUUUUCGGAGGGAACAGCGGAGGCUUUGGACAGACAGGGGGUGGCCUCUUUGCUCAAAGCAGUGGUGGUUUAUUUGGCGCAAGACCUCAGAGUGGCGGUCUAUUUGGUGCAAGUUCUGGUGGCGGCCUGUUUGGUGGCAGUGGUGGCGGACUUUUCGGCAACACUGGUGGAGGACUAUUUGGCCAAAACACUGGAGGAGGACUUUUUGGCCAGAACAGUGGUGGAGGCCUGUUUGGUGCGAACGCCGGAGGAGGACUCUUCGGUCAAAACAGCGGUGGUGGCCUUUUCGGACAGAGCAGUGGUGGAGGACUGUUUGGCAGCAACACUGGCGGAGGCUUAUUGGGAAACACAGGUGGUGGCAUGUUUGGAGGUAACUCGGGUGGGUUAUUUGGAAACAGUGGCGGUGGAGGCUUGUUUGGAAAUUCAGGGGGGGGUCUUUUCGGAAAGACAAGUGGAGGAGGAUUGUUCGGUGCUAGUUCCACCGGCGGCCUUUUCGGCGCAACUGGCGGAGGGUUGUUUGGAAACACUGGUGGUGGGCUCUUCGGCGCCAGCCAAGGAGGCCUUUUCGGGAAUGCCCAGGGAGGGCUUGGCAACUCCACAGGGCUGUUUAUGAACUCCGGUGGGGGGCUUUUUGGCGCCAGUGCUGGCGGGAUGUUGGGUGGUUCAGGAGGUCUUUUCGGAAAUCCGCAGAUGCCUCUUGGCACGGGCGCGAUGUCGCCCGGUGACCCAUAUGGUUUGAGCGGGUUGGUGACAGCUAACCAAACUCCUCCACGGCCGCUGGGAUUGACAGUGCCAAAGACGCCAUCAAAAGCAACUUCUGCAUAUCUGUGGAAGUCGCAGCCUGAAUCAGCAGCCAGGGUGCAUCAUUCAACGCCUUCCCGUUCAACCUCGGAGGGCUCUAUUGCGGAGCGAUCGCCGCGCAGCGCAUCUUUCAGUCUUCCGCCCUCUGCCAUGACUGACCACAUUCGCUCCUAUGGGAGCUCCACACCACGGAGCCGACCAGCAACCCCAACAUCAGGGCCAGAUGUUUCACCAUCGGCAUUCUUGCGGGUUUCUAUGAAGCCGAAGUCGCCCAAGUCGCCCACACCAAUGUCACCAAGACGCUCGCCAGAGGAGGGCCUACCGCCGCUAAGGCGGCCGCGCGACUUGGUGGAUGGGACCACUGGUGGAACUGGCACACCAACGGCAGCAAAGGUCAUGACACCGACCAUGAAGCCGAUCAAGCCCAAUAUCAUCAGACAUGGUCCUGAGAGGGCGUUGGAAGAUGCUCUUCCGUCCGCGGACUUGGCAGCACCUUCGCUUGUUCCAAAACUGAGCCGCGCAGACUACUACAGCAAUCCAUCGGUCGAAGCAAUGUCAAGAAUGACGGAAUCGCAGUUGAGCCGAAUUGACAAUCUGGAAAUUGGGCGCUAUGGCUAUGGUGCAGUCAAAUGGCCAGGACUCACCGAUGUGAGGUGUCAUGACUUCGACCGGGAUGUCCGAAUUGAACGUGGCAGCCUGACAUUGUACCCUGAUAGGGAGAAACCCGAGCUUGGCCAUGGGCUGAACAAAGAAGCCGUUGUGACAUUGCACGUGAAGCCUACGAGGAAUGAUGUGAAACCCAAAAGCCUUGAACAGCUUCAGUCUCGGCUGUCAAAGCUGUCAGAGGAGUUUGGUGGCAAGUUCAUCUCCUAUGACAUGGAAAAGUGGAUCUUCAGGGUUCCACAUUUCAAUCGUUGAGUUCGUGCCUUUGUUCAGCAGACCUUGAGAAAAACAA